AAAAUCAAAACUUUCGAAGCUUAUUUCGGACGGAGCGUCGUAUUUUUCAAAUGUGUCGGUGAAAUAUUUUGUGGGCAUAAAAAUCAUUGAAUCAAUUAUUUUCGUUCGACUUUUAUUUUUUCAAUCUCAGACAUGGAGGAACCCGAAUAUAUAAAGGACUAUACUGAGAAAGAAGCGGAGGAAUAUCUAAAGUUUAUGGACAAUGUAAAUAUGAAUAAAGCAAAGCACGAAUGUAAAGAGGUAACCCAGGAGCAACAGAAAAUGUACAUUAAAAGUUUGGCUGAUUCCUACCGAGAGUGUGAUUUUACUUACGAACCAAAAUCUAAUUUGUCCAUUUUAUCAAUGAAAAAUACAAUAUUAUCAAUGAUUGAAUCUAAUCCCGUGGUUGUAAUUCAAGGGCCAACUGGCUGUGGAAAAACCACUCAGAUUCCUCAACUUAUUCUGGAUGCCAAUACCAAGAAGAGACUUCAUUGCAACAUUAUAGUGACGCAACCACGACGAAUUGCUGCUAUAAGCAUAGCAAAACGGGUGAGCCAUGAAGGAGGCUGGCCUCUCGGCAGCGUCGUGGGUUACCGAGUUGGCAUGAAGCAGGAGAUUUCUCCUGAUACUCGUCUAACUUACUGCACCACUGAAAUCCUUCUUCAGCGAUUGAUACUGCGGAAGCACAUGCUUGAUUAUACACACGUGAUAUUGGAUGAAAUUCAUGAACGCGAUCAAGAAAUGGAUUUUCUUCUGCUAGUCGUGAAGAAGUUGCUGCAAACGAAUUCCAGCAUGGUGAAGGUGGUUCUCAUGUCGGCGACAGUCGACGUGAAAAGGUUUGCCGAAUAUUUUUCCAGACGAUUAAGAAACAAGUUAGUGCCGGCGCCUGUUGUGGAAAUGCCUGAGAAGAGAUGUUUCGAGAUUCAUACAUAUUUUCUAGACGAGAUAAAAGAUCUGGGUGCAAUACCACAAGUGUCCCCUUCCGAGCCGCGGGUCACACAAUCCAUGAUCAAUUUUUGCGCGAAAAUUAUCAUUGCCUUGGACGAGAUUGAUAUAAACGACAGCGGCGGCAACAAAGAGGCAAAAGGAGAUCAAACAAAUGUUGCCGUUUGUACGUCACAUAGGCACACGGUUCUCGUUUUCUUGCCAGGAAUCUACGAAAUCGAGGAGCUAUACACAUUUCUAUCGUCCAAGUGUUAUGAGGACAAAUUGUUGGAUUUGGUGGUAUUACACUCGAUGAUUUCCAGCGACGAGCAACAACGCGUCUUUUACAAACCACCGGCGCGCCAUCGGCGGAUCAUACUAUCAACGAAUAUCGCUGAGAGCAGUGUCACGGUGCCGGAUGUCAAGUACGUGAUUGACUUUUGCCUCGUCAAAUUAAUCGCCCUCGAUCCCGUCUCCAAUUAUCAGUCCUUGCAACUUUGUUGGGCAAGCAAAAUGAGUUGCGUGCAACGAGCAGGUCGUGCUGGCCGCGUGAUGGACGGCAGGGUGUACAGAUUGGUGCCGAAAGCGUUUUAUCACAAGGUACUCGACAACGAAGGCAUGCCAGAGAUGUUGCGUGCCCCUCUAGCCAAUGUCGUUCUGCGCGCCAAGAUCUUUGAUCUCGACGAUCCUCGCUCCCUCCUUGCUCUCUCCCUGGAUCCGCCUAGUCUCCAGAAUCUCUCGAGCACGAUUCUACAACUGAAAGAGAACGGCGCACUGAUGAACGAUCACCACGCUUUUCAACCCUUCGACGGCAAGCUGACCGAUAUGGGAAGAAUAAUGGCUCAACUCCCACUCCACAUACAAAUCUCCAAAUUAAUUAUGAUGGGUCACGUUUUUGGAAUUUUACGAGACGCCAUUGUGCUGGGCGCCAGCAUGGCGCUCAAGGACAUGUUUGUCUCAGGUGAAUGUCGCAACAGCAUCUCAACGUACUCGACGAAGAAGAAGUGGGCUCGCGGGACCGACAGCGAUUGCAUCGCUGCAUUAAAUGUGUACAAGGUUUGGCAGAACGAAAAGGCGAAUCGCCGAUUCACCACGUAUCAAAUCGAGAAGCAGUGGGCUCAAAGAAACGGCGUCCAACUGCGGACCUUGCGCGAAUUGGACGUUCUCGUCAAUGAGAUUACUCACAGAUUGACGAGGUUGGGCGUGAAAGAAACGGUCGGCGUGCGCAAGGUGAUCUGGGAGGGCCCGGAACGCGAGUUUGUGUUGCAAGUGAUUCUUGCCGGCGCUUUCUAUCCCAACUAUUUUGUCAAACGGCCGCUCAACGUUGAAGCUCACGAGAUUGACGUCGUUAAAAAUCUAAACGCUUUAGAUCCGUUGAAGACCGUUUGUAUGCGAGGCUGGCCGGUACAGCAACCGGGCUAUUUAUACGCGAGAAGACUGCAGGAGAUCUUUUCCCGACACCACGGUAUCCCGAAGGAGCGGAUAAUGGUCUCGUUCGAUGGUUCAGCACGAGUCUACAUGCAGUAUCGCGAGAAAGAGACGACCAACAGCGAUGAGAAUCUCUAUAGAAUAUCGGAUUUUGUUUACAUGUCUGUUAAAAUGCGGCAUUGCAAUAUUCCGAUUAAGAUCGAUUUGUUACGUGCGAAGGAAGCGCAGAAGAUAAGCAUAGAUCAGGAUUUGGACAGAUUUGAGAAGACUAUGUUCUUCAACAAGGAAAAGAACAGGAGUAAGACCAGGAGAGACUCGUUCAAAAUCAGGCCGGAACUGCCGGGGCUUGACAUAACUUUCGUACCUUUGUCCAUACAAAAUAUUGUUAGUCCGGGCUACUUUUGGGCUUCUCUGGAUGAUGAAGACACUCGCAAGAGAAUGUGCAGGAUCGAGUCCGCCCUUAACGCACAUCCCUUGCGAGAGUACCGCUUCCCUCCGAAAAUUAAAACAGUCGUCGCCGCCCCCAUGGAAAGGGACGACUCCGUAACAUAUCAUCGCGCAAUAGUCGAGGAGUAUGCCAUGGAGAUUGUGAACAUCUUCUUCAUCGAUCAUGGUCGCGCUUCUCGGGUGCGAUCCAGUGAUUUACGAGUGAUCGAUGAUGUUGUGAUUGCGAAGCUGCCUUCUCUGGCGUUCCGAUGCGCUCUGACCUCCGUUCGUCCGUCAAACGAGGCCAGCAAUUUCCAAGGACGAUGGUCGAAAGUCUCGCGAAGUUGCUUCGAGGCUCAAAUUCGCCAGAGCGAGAAAAUCUUUGGACAUAUUUAUUCGAUUGUAAACAGCAUCAUUAACUUAGAAUUGAUCGUCGUCGACAACGAAGACAGACAAUUAAAUAUGAACGAGUAUCUGAUUGAGAAGGGGCACGCUGUAAGUAGGAAGGAAGGUUUCUUGUCUAAGUAUAAUCACGAGCUGCGAGUGGAGCCCACUAUCGUGAACACAAUGUCGCCGGAGGAGAAAUCGUUUUAUGAGAAUCAGCAAUACGACGACGAGGACAAUUUAUCGGAGUAUCCCCUUCCACCGGAAGAAGCAGAUUGUAACUCGUGGAUACAGCUCCAAGGUCCUUAUUCGCCUCUCGAGAUCGACAUGUACCAGCUCACAGCAGCCGGCAAAUGCAUGAAAACGAUCGUCGAGAAUGAGUCCGUCAAUUCGAUUUUUCUCGAUGAAAAUUCCGAUCGAUCGAUGCGUCUGCUGGUAGCACAGAACAUUAAUCAGCUGAACAACAGCAAUCAGUUGCAUCUGCGAAACACUACUUUACUGCCGAACGUGCCGGGGCUCGCCGUGUUGCUCGCGUUGACUUUCGCACCGCGGGUCGAACUGAGAUGCAGUCCCUUGAGGACCUAUUACACCGGGGCCCUUUGCGGAUUGGGCCCGAUGGACAGCUGCACCGGCAGAGGCAUUUUUCCGGAUCACGAUAUGGAGAUUCUGUUCGACGUGGAAAUCUCGAACGAUGAUCUUCGAGAGAUCAAUAAAUUGCGCCAUUGGAUGAAUGUCGGCAUGCAACUACCAAAUAAUGCCGGUAAUAACCGUUUCGACAACGAUUAUUAUGACGAUGGUGAUGGCAACGACGAGCAAAUGAUGAAUUGUCAAAAUUAUAUAAAGCGCGCUUUAUUAGAGCUGCGAGAUCGACGCAGACGGUCGCAGGACCUUCUUGAGAUCGCCGACUCUAACCAAUGGAAUCGUUACUGUGAGUCCUUCUUUCUGCACGCCGUUCGCGACGUACAAAAAGGCGAGAUGUAUCCCCUGCAUAAAGCGUUGAAAUUACGAGAGAGAAACGAUGAACUGGAAGAUAUGGUGAGGCGUCUCGCCAAGUUGUAUCAUAUAUCUAACGGAGACAGACGUAAGUUGAGCAAUGUGAAUGCUUACUGCGAAUUAUGCGAGGUGGAGGUGUACAGCCAGUUGAAUCUGCGCGGUCAUCUUUACUCGCAGCAACAUGUAAAGAAUGAGGAGAGUCUGCAGAUACCAAACCUCAGGGAAUAUUAUUAUCACUACGUUUGAACGUGCGGUUUGUAUUAGAAAAAUUAUCAUUAUUGUAAUAUGCUAUGUGUUUUCAGUAUUAUUAUAUUAGGAAAAGACUUUGUUUAAUUAAGUGACAGCUUGUCUGCGCAGUGUUUAACCAGUAUUUAAAACACAGGGUUUAACGAAACCGUGAUUGGAACACGUUUAUUUAUUUAGAAUAAUACCAGAAUAUUGAUAUUUCUUCUUAUAUCCGAACGCUUUUAACUGUGAAAAAUAUCUGUUUUUUUUUUUUUUAUUAUUAUAUAGAUUUAUGAGUAAUUUUUAAUACAUAGAUACAUGAUCAUUUUUAUGUUUAUACUAUGGUAUAUAUGAUAAUUUUUACGUUUAUACUGUGAGAUUUGCCAAAGAAAAUCAAUAAAAUAUACGAGCGCUGUUGCAUUAUUAGUUGACCAGUUCAGAUCUCUCAUUGAUGUGAAUUUUUUAAAGUGGCUAAACUCGGGAAGAAGAGACUUAAAAAAAAAAUAUCGAAGGAUCAUGAGGGAGAAGCGACUUGUAGGACAUUUGGAUAUGCAUACAUAUUCAUAAUAAUUAUUGGGUAUACAAGUAUGACUUUACGGAUUUUCAAUAGAUGGCGUAUCGCGUACUGAUGGCAUUAUGUUGAGGUUGGUAAUACUUGUAUCAGAAAGGUCUGUACGCAGCUGUCAAACGUAGUUGAUGCUAUUUGACUGAAGUGUAAACGGUUGUUAUAUUUAUCGUAUUGAAAAUGUCUACUUUUGUACCGAAUAAACGUCAUUUGCGGAAAGUGUUACUGCAUUAUUUUGUUUUAAAGAAAAGUGCAGUUGAAAGCCAUCGUUUGCUUGUUUGGACUCUUACAAAGAAUAUGCUCCAUCGGUAAGCAUGUGUGAAAAGUGGUUUCAACGAUUUGGAAAGCAUGAUUUAGGCCCAGUUCCACAACUUGCUUUAAACGGAGUUUAAAGCUAAACCGAUGGUUAAAAGCAAUAGUAUAUGCGCAUAUACUAUUGCUUUUAACCAUCCGUUUGCAUAUCCGUGCAUAUCCGUUUAAAGCAAGUUGUGGAACUGGGCCUUUGAUUUGGAUGAUAAACCGCAUGGAAAGCCGCCGAAAAAAUUUGAAGACGCACAAUUGGAAGCAUUACUGGACGAAGAUGCGUGUCAAACGGAAAAAGAAUUGGCAACAGCAUUAAAUGUUAUCCAACAAUGCAUUUCCUUAUGCCUGAAUGCCAUGGGAAUGGUCCAAAAGCAAGGAAAUUGGGUGCCACACGAAUUGAAAGAAAGAGACAUUGAAAGAAGAAAAACCACAUAUGAAUUAUUGCUGCAACUUAAAAAAAAAGGGUUUUUUACAUCGAAUUAUUACUGGCGAUGAAAAGUGGAUUUACUAUGACAUUUCUAAACGCAAACCACCAUUGGUUAAGCUCAGUGAACUCGGUCAACACCAAAGCGAAACAUCCACGGCAGCAAAGUUAUGUUGUGUAUCUGGUGGGAUAUGAAGAGUAUGAUGUAUUAUGAGUUAUUGCAACCAUUUGAAACUAUUACUAGUGAAUGCUACCGACUGCAAUUAAUACGUUUGAACCAGGCUCUGACGGAAAAACAGCCGGAAUGAGACAAUAGACAUGACAAAAUAAUUUUACAGCAUGACAAUGCCAGACCACAUGUUCAUAAAUCCGUCACAAAUUAUCUAGGAGUGAACUGGGAGAUUCUACCUAACCCGCCAUACUCACCA
Molecule: messenger RNA, 6079 nt
Organism: Harpegnathos saltator (Jerdon's jumping ant)
Lineage: Eukaryota; Metazoa; Arthropoda; Insecta; Hymenoptera; Formicidae
Product: probable ATP-dependent RNA helicase spindle-E
Exons: 12
Coding region: 133-4380 (1415 amino acids)
Cellular component (GO): intracellular anatomical structure
Molecular function (GO): ATP binding; helicase activity; RNA binding
Source: RefSeq, a predicted model, not a curated record